Hevea brasiliensis (rubber tree) is the source of this 996-nucleotide messenger RNA. RefSeq lists its product as uncharacterized. Bases 77 to 751 code for a protein of 224 amino acids. The transcript is spliced from 3 exons. Lineage: Eukaryota; Viridiplantae; Streptophyta; Magnoliopsida; Malpighiales; Euphorbiaceae. The record is from RefSeq and is a predicted model, not a curated record.
CCCUCUCACUCUAAGAAACAAGCAUCAGGAAUUAAAACCUUCAAAGCUAAAUUCUAGUCACCCUCAUCCACGCAAUAUGGCAACAUCCAAAGUUAGGUUGAAGCUUCUGAUAGACAAAAAGAACCACAAGGUUCUUUUUGCAGAAGCAGGAAAAGAUUUUGUGGAUUUCCUUCUAUACCUUCUUAAUCUCCCUUUAGGGUCUGUAAUUAGGCUCUUAACAGAGCAAGACAUGGUGGGUUGCCUAGGGGACCUGUAUAAGAGUGUUGACGAACUCGGUGAAUCUUACAUGAGCACAAGCAAAAUUAAAGAAUCCAUUUUGAAGCCAACAGUUUCCAUCUCCGCCACUGAAGUCCCUCUCUUAUUGUCUAGUGAUGAACUCCCCACGAAACUAUACAAAUGUCGACAUUGUAACAACAACACAGCUGAGGAACCAAAUGGGACUUGUCCUAGUUGCGUUUCUAUAGGAUAUCAUGAUGAGCGGGUGCCUUCUGCUGAGAAGGGUUUUGUGAAGGGUGUGAUAACUUACAUGGUGAUGGAUAAUUUGGAGGUGAGCCCUAUGUCUUCCAUAUCAAGCAUUACUCUGCUCAACAAGUUCAAGAUCCUGGAAUUAAGUGCACUUGAAGAAAGGGUGGUUGAUUUAGAAAUGGAUGAGGCUUUGAAGCUACUCAAGGAAUCUUUGCAGUCUAAAACAGUUCUUACAAAAGUCUUUCUUGGAAGCGUGGAGAAUCAGGAAGUUUAUGUGGCUCAGUGAUCUAGUUGUGGGCAUGGGAACUAGAAGUGUGUACUUCGGAAAAUUUGUCUUGAGUUUGAGUUUGAGGCAUGGUUUGAUUUCUUUUUGUCUUUUUGGUUGUUUAAAAUUUAUGUUGAGUUUGAAGCAUUGUUUGAUUUCUUUUCGUCUUUUUGUUUGGUUUCAGUGCCCUGAUGUGUCUUCGUUUGUUAUCCUGUGUAAUAAUUUUCUACUCUGGACAAUGGAAUCAAGUUUGCCUUCUUAGACAA